AUGAAUUGUAAAUCUAGUGGUUUCCUCAGAAUAAUUGCUACUCCAAGAACUCUUCUCUUGUGCUGCUGGUAUCAGGGGUGUCUUCAGAUUAUGGAGGCUCUGGAGAAAUUUCCAGAGCUGGAAAAAAGAUCUGAAUAUUUCAUAAAAAUCUCUCUUCAGAUCAAGAAUCAGUUUGAUAGCAAGAAAGCUGUAAUAGCCCAGUGGCUUCCUGACAUUUCUCCCCAGGAAGCCAAUAACAUCAAAAGGCUUCAAACAGAAGAUGAGCGUAUAAGUAACAGCCUCUACAACUCGUUGAACAAACUUCAGUACUUGUUUAGCUGCUUGUGCGACAAAAGAAAGGAAUACUACACAAACGUCAGCAAGUACACAAGGGAGCUGCUUGAUGAGCGAAAAAAUCAACAUGCACAGCGAAUGCAAAUUCAGGAACUCGGAAAGCCUCACUUGAAACAGCAGGGACCUGGAUCGCAGCAGCCUGGUCUCUCUGAACUGAUGCAGAGCUUGGAUGGUCUCACUGAGCAAAUGUCAAAAGAAGUUUCUGAAAUGGAAGAAGAACUCGGUAGCACAGAGGUUACGUUACAAGAGUUGGAACAUAAGAACAUUGAGGUGGAACAGUAUUUGGAACGGUGCUCAUAUGUUGAUUUCCAAGGCUUUGAGGCAACAACAAAGCAAAAUAUUGAAAAGUUUCAGUCCAUUAAUCAAUUUCUACGGCCCAAAGCUCAGCCCUAUUUUCAAGCUAGAUCUGCGCUGGAAGCCAUAAAUGCCAACUACUGCAGAGAGAUUGAUGCUACUCUGAAAGCAUGUAGAGAAGAAACAAAGGAACUGAUUCUACAGUUAGAUAUGUUAGAAAAAGAUCAAAAAUCCUGUGGUGUUGCUAAUAUGUCACGAGAAGAAAACCAUAAGCUAAGAUAUAAACUGGAAGCAACCGAACAAGAUACAAAGGCCACACUUUUUUUAAUAAAGAGCCCAGCAUUCAAAAUAUUGGAAUCAUUGUGAUCUUCAGAGCUUCAGAU
Notechis scutatus (mainland tiger snake) is the source of this 1010-nucleotide messenger RNA. NCBI's taxonomy places the organism in Eukaryota, Metazoa, Chordata, Lepidosauria, Squamata, Elapidae. The record is from RefSeq and is a predicted model, not a curated record.